AUGAUGCGAAAAAAGGAAAACGGAAGCGAAUGGAAAAAAAUAAAAAAUCUCGAGUCCCUCGAGGCCGAAAAUGACUCCUAUAUCGAAGACCUGGAGGCCAGGGUCCAGGGCCUCAAGGAGCUGAGUCUGGCCAUGCGAGAUGAAGUGCAGACCUCCAACAGUCUUCUCGGGGCAAUGGUGGGCAGCAGCAGCAGCAGCAGCAGCAGCAUGAGCAGCAGCAGCAGCAGCAUGAGCAGCAGCAGCAGGGGCAUCAGUAGCAGCAGCAGCAGCAGCAGGGGAAUGAGAAUCAGCCCGACUAGCGGGAGCCUCCGGAGCAGCAGCAGCAGCAGCAGCAGCAAGAAAUGUGCACGAGAGCCUCGAAUGGGACUUUAA
Molecule: messenger RNA, 372 nt
Organism: Eimeria necatrix
Lineage: Eukaryota; Apicomplexa; Conoidasida; Eucoccidiorida; Eimeriidae
Exons: 2
Coding region: 1-372 (123 amino acids)
Source: RefSeq, a predicted model, not a curated record